Bombus impatiens (common eastern bumble bee) is the source of this 4374-nucleotide messenger RNA. RefSeq names its product zinc finger protein 16 (gene chn). The coding region runs from base 875 to 3283 and encodes 802 amino acids. Lineage: Eukaryota; Metazoa; Arthropoda; Insecta; Hymenoptera; Apidae. Gene Ontology annotation, biological process: regulation of transcription by RNA polymerase II. Gene Ontology annotation, molecular function: DNA-binding transcription factor activity, RNA polymerase II-specific; RNA polymerase II transcription regulatory region sequence-specific DNA binding. The record is from RefSeq and is a predicted model, not a curated record. The transcript has 10 exons.
GCUCGAACACUUUAUCCGAGUGUGUGGUGUAUUCUAACACGAUCCAACUUUAAGAAAAAACGCGCUCUAAAGAAGAAAACGCCGGCUCGCGUGCGAGUGGUUAACGCUAGUAUCAUGGUGCGCGGUACGCGUACGAGUGAACUCGAGAAGAGAACAGCGAGACGAUAUGCGUCGCGUGUGCGUGUAUCGCUCGCCGGAUCGCGACGAUUACUCGCGUGCUCGCUCGACGUGUGUGCGCGCCUUCGAUCGGCCUACCAGAGGCGGAAGAAACGCAAUGGCCACCGAGAAACGUUCUCACGGCGACCAGAACCGAACCAGUAGAAUUUCUUCGAUCGUAAUGGGAAAUCACCUACGCUUCGUUGCUAUGUGUCCCUGCGCGGCUACUGUAUCUUCCACAGUGCUAUACAGACACCGCUAUAUAUUUAUAAAUGCCUGUGUGUCGCCGUAUGUAUGCCUGUACGCAUGGAGGAGUUGCACGCGCGCGCGCCGACGCCAAGACCCGCUCGCCGUCCUUGAGCAGGAGGUACAUAACUAAAAACUUGUUAUAAGAAAUCAAAGCGCAGUAGAAUGAGACAUUGAUCAUUACGUAUAACAUUGUAUCGUUCUCAAUUACGUUAACCGAUGAGAUUGCAUUACAAAGCAUUUUCGUAGGUAUGUACGUGGCUUAAGCGCCCGUCAGGUCGGCUUCACCGAGAACCCCGAGUUGUUCUUAACGUUUUCUGACCGGGGUGAAUCGAUUUUUCAAGUACACGAAGAUAGAAGGCGGCUUUAGGGAAUAAGAUGUUUUAGUCGGCAGCGUUGCAGCUGAAUAUAUACAAGGUAGGCGAAGGUUUAUUGUUCCAAGGAUAGGGGGUGACCGGCGGGGACUGGGAAGAUGGAGGGUAGCGGUGCAGGAAUUAGCAGGCUCGACUGCUACGAAGAUAUGUUUAAGGAAAUAACCAGAAAAUUGUACGGUGAAGAUCCUGAUCAUAGAACCUCAAGCGUUCAGAACGAGUUCGAAACUUCUGUAUCGUACAAGACCGAAGAGGAUACCGGAAACGGAACCGAUAGCGAUGAUGGAAACUGGACCUGCGAAGAGGAGCCUUUGAAAGGCACCGAUGGAAGUCGUAUUGCUGCUUAUCACGCUGGAAAAGCGACAUGGAGGUGCUACGAAUGCGGUGAUUUGAUGGGAGGUGGACCACGGGAUGUAGCUGAACAUUUCAUGGAACUUCACUCGUCAAGGAUUCUUGGAGACGAUAGCAGAAACAGACAUCAUUCGCCCUCACAAGAUUAUCGACAGUCCGAAGAAUUAAAAGUGGAGGAUGUGAUUUCCUACCUGGAAAGGCUGCGUGAACGAGUAGAACGUGUGGCACCACCAUCCAGGAGAACUCAGGAAACGCAAACAGUGCCUGCAGCACUCUUACCUGUCACCUCUACCUUUCUGUUACAAGAAUUACCAUCAGCUCCUGCACCACAACAUUUGCAUCAGAACACCACCACGAUGUCUUCAGUGACAGUGACAUCGAGCGUGAAGCGGUAUAGCUGUCCAUAUUGUCCUUAUGGAACGGAUCGCCGCGAUCUGUACACACGACACGAAAAUAUCCACCGGGAGGAAAAACCGUUCCAUUGCUAUAUCUGUUACAAACCAUUCAACCGCGCUGAUCAUGUGAAAAAGCAUUUCUUAAGGAUGCAUCGCGAGCACGGUUACGAGUUAUCAAGGAUACGCAGACCAGCUGGAUCCAGUCCACCAAAGCCUCUCCAACAAGAGGCAGGAACCGCGAAUACCGGAAAUGUGAAUACGAAUGGCCAACCGCAGCAACAGCAUACAAAUUACUCGUCAGGAUUUAAUAAUAACAAAAAUUACCAGUUGCAGCCGAAUACUGGCAAUAAUACAGCUACUAACGCGGGGGGAAUUUAUCAAGGAACAUCGAUGCCUGCUCCGGGUAUUAUGCAACCUGAUGCAGCGAACUGCGCCACUGGAAGAAGAGUACAGAAUGGUGGAUGUAACAGCAAGAGCCAUCUUAAGGGAAGCUCUAAAGGUGCUCAGGAACGAAGGUACACUUGCUGCUACUGUUCCUGGAGCGGUGUGGACAACUGGUGUUUGAAACGGCAUCUAAACACACAUUUGAAGCCGUUUGCAUGCACCCUUUGCGAGUAUAAAGCGGCGCGUGCCGAACGCCUAGCCACCCACGUGCUCAAGGUGCACAACAGACGGCAAUGCUCAAGGUGCUCUUUCCUUGGCGAAGAUGCGGCCCAAUUACAGAUGCACCAGCUGCAUGUACAUCGAGUCAGCAGUGCUAACGCACCCGCGACCUCUACUACUCAAGCUACACCACCGCCUACUAAUCGCCAUCAACAACCUUUGCAUCCCGCAGGAGGAGGACGGCCACCACCUGGUCCACCAGUUUUUCCAGCUCCAGCUCCAGCCAUCGCACCUGCUACCACUGUGAUACCACCGACAACGAUACUCGGCCACGAGAUGGUAAACUCCCCUGCAACUGCAGCGACAAUGGCGUACCCGACCUUGGAGGAGGAGAGGCGGUCGAGCUGGCACGAGCACGGCCGCGACCACGACCAUCGUCGUCGCCAUCGUCAACACGACGCCAACCAGAUCGUCGAUCACCAUGAAACCGAGAUACUGAGACGCGACCUCGUUUCGUUUUACGCCGUAUACUCGUCGAACGUCGAGCAACACGACAACCGUCAUGUACACGACGAACCGUGCACCGGUUGUUCCAGUCGUGACUCUACUUCUACUUUACUUAAUCGUGAUUUUGCGCACAGCUACCGAGCCGUUCCCGAAGCGAGCAAGGGACAGUCAGCCACGGAGCCGUAUGAGUUUCCUUGGCUAAGAAACAUCCAGAGCAAACCGCACGAGAGGCGACCGAGGAAGCAGAGACAGCCCAGAAAGGUAACAGGGGUCCAGGAGUUCGAUGACGAGGACUCAACUUGUUCUGAGGGGGAGAACCAGGACAAGAAACUAGAAGAAACGACAUCCAGUCCUGUAAAGAAGUGUCCAUCCAGGGCUAUCACCUUGAUAGAUAUGAAAGCUAGGUAUCGAAAUCAACAGAACAGAAGAAAUUUGCUCAAGUGUCGUCAAUGCCCCAAAGAUGCACUUGCCAGGGGAUCAAUUUGUUCAGCGUACCACACCAAAGUCUCUCUCAUUCUCCAUAAACUAUGGAGGCACAGAAGGAAUGAAAUUAUAAGCAAUUGGGUAGCUAGGAACAGUUCGUUGUCACAACCGCCCUCCAUCACGUUGAAGGCGACGGUGUUCACCAACCCUGGAUACGAAUACGACAGAUAACACUCGAUAAGAAAGACAACGGCAGAUGAUCGUGUAGAUGGAUCUCGAAAUGCGAAUCUAGAAAGCUGCUUUUCGAUCAGUACCUUCUCCUUUUAACAAAUUAAUUUUGUAAUAAAGAUAUCUCUUUACUAUGACAGGCGGAAAUGUUUUUGUAAGACGUUUUGUUCGGAGGUCCUACAGAGAGGACUUCUCAGAAAAUUAUUACUAGGAUUUGAUUUGUUCUAUUGUCAUUGUACUUAAUCGUAAUAAGAGGAUAUUCUUAUUACAAAGUUAUCGAUCUCGCGGGGGAAAAUAUUUGACGAAAAGAGCUGGUACCUUUCGAUAUUCAUCGCUUUAAACUUUAGCUUCCGGAUUCAGGGUAUUUGUAUCGUAUUGGUUAAGAAAUCCGUAGCCUUCGUCUUGUUCGGAGGAUAAUAUCGGAUGCUGUGAAGCGAACGUCCGUUUCUGAGAAAUUAUUGGUGUUCCUAAUCGAGAUUUCGGACCACAUCUCGUGUGAAGUUUGAGGGUAUUGAUCGAUUUGAAACGAACGGUCCAUGUUUGGUCGAUGAACUACGGCGAUAGACGCGGAAACUUUCUCAUAGCCAACGAAACAAUUUUAGAUAGAAAAGAAUUUUGUCGAGGUUGUAGGGAUAAAACGAUAAAGGAGCCUUUCUGCUCUCAAUUAAACCUUUUCUGGACGGGACGAUGAUUCUAAGAAAUUAAAACAGCGAAACAUUUAGCGCAUAAGAAAGAACUAAUCGAAAGUACCUUGAGACUCGAGUUUUUAUCCUUGUAAGCACAUUCAUCCGCAUUGGACUUUAGAUUGCCUAUGACGAACGUCGCGAAGACCAUAUUUUUCAGAAAAGAUAACAGAUAAAAAAGAUGAAAAAAAAGAAUGCAAAUUGAAACGAUAUUAAUGUUGGAUGAUCGUCCCUAAUCGAUGUCUUGUGCGUAUGUCCAUCGUCCGUCUCUGUAAUUACGUGAUUAUUUUCGUUUACUGAUCAGUCGACUUUGCUAGCCUAAAAUAUACUUACGGUGGGGCUGUGUCUAGUCAAAAAAAAAAAAAAAAAGAAAAAAUAGAAAAAUAUAAAAAAAAAAGGCGAAAGAAAAAA